GGGUGGAAAUAUUUCAUCUGCGAUCCCCACGCCGACAGCUUCGACAGCCCACGCAACGAAAGCUCCGAACGAACAGGACGACGCCUAUUCUCCCGAGGCAGCUUCUGGUCUGAGUCAGAUUUAAACUUGGUGCGCAGCUUAUCAGCUGCUUUCUAUCAGAAAGAAAAGAUGAAGAGUUUACGAAGAGAUUUCUCUUCGAACCCGCAAGCCGCAAAUGUAUCGAGCAAAGUCUUCGUGAGAUCUACCAAGAGUGGCAAGGUGCAGAAGAUCGUUCGUGAGCUGUAUUUGCGACAGGAUAUUCCUUGCUCGUCUCAGCUCUGUUCGAUAUGUCGCGCAAAUGCGCCAGCUGAUGCUAAUGGAAACAUUGCGCCCUUUGUCCUUUCCGAUCGUCCCGCUGGUACGAAGUCUUUCCCCAAGGGCCAUUAUCUCGUUCCCGAUACAAAUGCACUGUUGAAUGGAAUGGACCUUUUCGAGCACACUGGCGCUUUCUACGAUGUCAUCAUCCUACAGACUGUCCUUGAAGAACUGAAGAACCAGUCUCUACCUCUCUACAACCGGCUACUUUCCUUGAUCAAAACCGAUGACAAGCGAUUCUAUCUAUUCUUCAACGAAUUCCGCCUGGAAACACAUGUUCGCCGAAAUCCCGAUGAGACGAUAAAUGACAGGAACGAUAGAGCUGUUCGGACUGUCGCGAAGUGGUAUUCUGAGCAUCUUCGGGAGGCAGUAACUAGGAAGGGCAAGAAAGAAAAGUCUAUACCAGCUAUUGUGGUCCUCACGGAUGACAAGGAGAAUCUGCGCAAGGCAAAGGAGGAAGGCGUCACGGCUCUGAAGCUUACAGAUUAUAUUUCAGGACUGGAAGAUGCUGACAAACUCCUGGACAUGGUCAACGAUGCUCAGGAAGGAAGAGAUGCGAAGGGACUCCGUGGAGAGCUGUUCUACCCGGAAUACUACUCUAUGUCGAAGAUGAUGACCGGUCUAAGGGCCGGCACUCUACAUCAGGGUGUUUUCAAUAUCUCGCCAUACAAUUACCUGGAAGGUUCCGUGAACGUGGCAGCCUUUGCGAAGCCACUCCUUAUUCUUGGUCGUGAUAACAGCAACCGUGCCAUUGCCGGUGAUGUCGUUGUUGUUGAGGUCCUACCGAAGGACCAGUGGAAGUCUCCAUCAACCAAGAUCAUCGACGAGGAAGCAGUGACCAAGGAUGAAAACGCAGAUGCAGAAGAGAAUGAAGCAGUAGUCACUGAGAGGGAGCGAAAGGCUCUUCAAGAAGAAGUCAAGAAAGCCCAUGGGAAGAACUCUGAAGGCAAGCCACAACCAACGGCCCGAGUGGUUGGCGUCAUCAAACGCAACUGGAGGCAAUAUGUUGGCCACGUCGAUUCUGCUUCUACUACUUCACUUGUCCAGUCUGGGCGAAGACAGCAGACUGUGUUCGUGCUGCCUAUGGACAAGAAAAUUCCAAAGAUCCGAGUUAGGACUAGACAGGCUGCCGACCUUUUGGGCCAGAGGAUCUUAGUUACUAUCGAUGCGUGGGAUAGAGAUUCUCGGUAUCCGACUGGACACUUCGUUCGAUCCCUAGGAGAGCUGGAGACCAAGGAGGCGGAGACUGAGGCUCUCCUUCUCGAGUAUGAUGUACAGUACAAGCCGUUCCCGAAGGUCGUGCUAGACUGUCUACCGCCCCAGGGCCAUGACUGGGUAGUACCGGCCACCAAGGAAGACCCCGGUUGGAAGGGACGGAGAGAUCUCAGAGAUCUGCUUAUCUGCAGUAUUGAUCCUCCAGGCUGUCAGGACAUUGAUGAUGCCCUCCAUGCGCGACCGCUGCCGAACGGUAACUUUGAAGUCGGUGUCCAUAUCGCGGAUGUUUCUCAUUUUGUGAAGCCAAACAAUGCCAUGGAUCUAGAGGCAAGUCUUCGCGGAACCACAGUAUACCUGGUCGACAAACGUAUCGACAUGCUUCCCAUGCUGCUGGGUACCGAUCUUUGCUCUCUCAAACCAUAUGUGGAGCGUUACGCUUUCUCUACAAUUUGGGAGAUCACUCCCAACGCAGAGAUUGUGAAGGCUGAUUUCACUAAAUCGGUCAUCCGUUCUCGCGAGGCUUUCAGUUAUGAGCAGGCACAAAAACGCAUUGACGAUGCGUCUAAGAAUGAUGAGCUCACGCAGAGCAUGCGGACCUUGUUGCAUCUCUCCAAGAUCCUUCGCCAGAAGCGUAUGGAUGCUGGUGCACUGAACCUCGCGUCUCCCGAAGUCCGGAUCGAGAGCGAUAACGACGAGCUAGGUGAUCCACUUACAGACGUGAAGACCAAGGCCAUGCUCGCUACAAACAGCUUGGUCGAAGAGUUCAUGCUUCUUGCCAACAUUACCGUCGCUUCCAAGAUCUAUGAAUGCUUCCCACAAACCGCUUUGCUCCGUCGUCACGCAACCCCUCCUCCCCAGAACUUCGAAGACUUAGCCAAGCAACUCUCGAGGAAGCGAAACCUGGAGCUUGAUGUCUCCAGCUCAAGAGCGCUUGCCGACUCUCUCGACCGCUGUGUGGACCCGCAGAAUCCAUUCUUCAACACCCUUGUCCGUAUUCUGGCAACCCGCUGCAUGACGUCUGCGGAAUACUUCUGCGCUGGUGCCCACGCGGAGUCUGAGUUCCGCCACUACGGUCUCGCUUCUCCUAUCUACACCCAUUUCACCUCUCCUAUUCGUCGAUACGCCGAUCUCCUCGUCCACCGUCAACUCGCUGCCGCCAUCGGCUACGAAGGCGAAGACGGCCGCGGCACCGCUGAGGCACCCACUGUUCGCAGCAAACUCGAAGAUAUCUGCCGCAACAUCAACUACCGUCACCGCAACGCUCAAUUCGCCGGCCGCGCCAGCAUCGAGUACUAUGUCGGCCAAGCUCUCAAGGCACGCGGCGAGAAAGCCGCCAGGACUCCUGGCGAGAACCCCGGCGUCGACGAAGACGGCUACGUGAUGCGCGUGUUCGAGAACGGUGUCGUCGUCUUCGUGCCCCGCUUCGGUAUCGAAGGUGUCGUCCGUCUCGAAGACUUCAUGCUCCCCGGCGAGACGGCCCGACCGGGUCUCGAGGAGCGCAAGGAAGUGGCUCUUCGCAGGGAGAGUGAGUUCGAUACGGAAGAGUACUCGCUCCGUGUAUGGGAGAAGGGUCAUCCGGAGAAAGAACGUGGUGUCAGUGUUGAACUAUUCCAGAGACUAAGAGUGAAUGUUAGCUCCGUCAAGGAAGAAGGCGGCCGAGGAGCUGGAAAGAGGAGAGUGAGAAUCUUGGUCCUUGGAACUGCGAAUUGAUUCGGGAACUUCUAUUGUCUAUAGGGAUGCGAUGUGGGAUUGGCUUUUUUUCUUCUAAUGAUCUGUAAUCGACGCAGGUAUGUAUGUAUGGUUGUACGUGUAUCAAAAAGAAAAGAAAGAAAGACGGACUUUGAGAUUAUGGUACUUCCCCUGGGAAAAGAAAAUAGAAUAUACGUCUGAUGUUACGAGUUACCC
This is a messenger RNA of Paecilomyces variotii, 3474 nucleotides long. Its product is annotated as putative exosome complex exonuclease exoribonuclease. Gene Ontology annotation, biological process: rRNA catabolic process. Gene Ontology annotation, molecular function: 3'-5'-RNA exonuclease activity; RNA binding; endonuclease activity. Bases 169 to 3279 code for a protein of 1036 amino acids. NCBI's taxonomy places the organism in Eukaryota, Fungi, Ascomycota, Eurotiomycetes, Eurotiales, Thermoascaceae. The transcript is spliced from 2 exons. Gene Ontology annotation, cellular component: cytoplasmic exosome (RNase complex); nuclear exosome (RNase complex). The record is from RefSeq and is a predicted model, not a curated record.